CGCGAAUCAGCCUCUUGUUUUUCGCUUCUUCAAGCAACAAAGCCGCGGCAAGAUUCUCGCAUCUACCAGCUAGAUCAGUGCACUUGACAACUGCGAGUAUAUUUGCGCAGUAGCAACCACUUUCCUGAGCUUGCGCCUCCCGAAACUACUGAGUACUAGGUGUUUCUUUACCCUUGUCUCAGAGCUACAACUCGAUUGUCGUCAUCCCGAACGAGCGAACCAAGCCUCCUUGGCUGUUAGGCGCCGCCACUGUCCUACUGAAGAGCUUCAUUCCACUGCAAACGUCUUUCGCCCAGCUAAUCAAAGCACCGAAUCUCAAACGACGAGCUACGGCGACGACUUCGAGCCGAGAGCUUGCCAUCUCGCUAUAAACAAUCAGACACAAUGCCCGCUGCUGUUGGUUCCGACGGAGAGGCCAACCCUGGCCGUCUUCUCCUCCUCUCUAACCGACUGCCCAUCACUAUCAAGCGCUCCGACGAUGGAAGCUACAGCUUCUCCAUGUCGUCUGGUGGCCUCGUCACUGGCCUCAGCGGCCUCAGCAAAACGACCAGCUUCCAGUGGUAUGGCUGGCCGGGCCUUGAGGUUCCCGAAAACGAGGUCGACGGCAUGAAGCGCCGUCUAAAAGAUGAGUACGGCGCUCAUCCUGUAUUCAUCGACGAUGAACUGGCCGACAGACAUUACAACGGCUUUGCUAACUCUAUCCUGUGGCCUCUCUUCCACUACCACCCCGGCGAGAUUACCUUUGACGAGUCGGCGUGGAGCGCAUAUCAAGAAGUCAACCGCCUCUUCGCAAAGACAGUCAUCAAGGAUGUGCAGGACGGCGACCUUAUUUGGGUCCACGACUACCACUUGAUGCUUCUGCCUCAGAUGCUGCGAGAAGAGCUUGGAGACUCCAAGAAGGAUGUCAAGAUUGGCUUCUUCCUGCACACGCCUUUCCCCAGCAGUGAAAUCUAUCGAAUUCUGCCUGUGCGAGAGGCUCUGCUCACCGGUCUCCUUGACUGCGACCUGAUUGGCUUCCACACUUACGAUUAUGCUCGCCAUUUCCUCAGCAGCUGUUCCCGAAUUCUUGAUACCCCAACUACCCCCAACGGCGUUGAUUGGAACGGCCGCUUUGUCACGGUUGGAGCAUUUCCCAUCGGCAUCGACCCCGAAAAAUUCGUCGAAGGCCUUCAGCGACCCAAGGUCCAAGAGCGAAUCGCCGCCCUCAGCCGCAAAUUUGAGGGUGUUAAGCUGAUUGUUGGCGUCGACCGACUGGAUUACAUCAAGGGCGUGCCUCAGAAGCUACAUGCUCUGGAAGUAUUCUUGACGGAACACCCUGAAUGGAUUGGCAAGAUUGUCCUUGUGCAAGUUGCAGUUCCAUCUCGACAAGACGUCGAGGAAUAUCAAAAUCUUCGCGCCGUCGUCAACGAACUUGUUGGUCGCAUCAACGGCAAGUUCGGCACCAUUGAAUUCAUGCCCAUCCAUUUCCUCCACCAGUCUGUUUCUUUCGAAGAGCUUACAGCGCUAUAUGCCGUCUCGGAUGUGUGCCUGGUCUCAUCUACGCGUGACGGCAUGAACCUGGUUUCGUACGAGUACAUUGCCACUCAGCGCGAAAACCAUGGCGUCAUGAUUCUCAGCGAGUUCACCGGCGCCGCCCAAUCUCUCAACGGCAGUCUUAUUGUCAACCCUUGGAACACCGAGGAGCUUGCCAAUGCCAUCCACGAUGCCGUUACCAUGAGCCCCGAGCAGCGCGAGGCAAACUACCGUAAGCUCGAGCGUUACGUCUUCAAGUACACGAGCGCCUGGUGGGGAGCCAGCUUCGUAGCUGAGAUGACGCGCCUCUCUGCGGAGAACACGCAGUCCAAGACGCUGCGCAACAUCUCUGGAGCAGUCGUGGGUCUUGGCCAAAAGGUGCAGCAGAUCGCCGAAGAGGCCAAGGACUUGGUAACAGGCGGCGAACAGGCUUCUUCGGGGGCGCCUGAGACAUCUGAAUAGGCCUACUAGCUGCUUUCUUUCAUUUUUGCUUCUCUUCUCUUUCUGAUUCUUAGUCUUUUGGUGACCUAAAGGUUUUCUUUUUGUAUCUGUUUACGCUGGGUUAGCGAGUGGGAAAAAAAACGUGCAUGUAUGAGUCUAUUAUUUAUUUAUUUUCUCCGCCUUCUAUAUCAUAUUAAUUCCCACUUCUUCUCUCUUUGAACUUUGGUGGGAAUGAUAUAUUCUUCUAUUUAGAUGUUCCAUGAACGUAUCCGUUGUGGUCGCUGGUUUGAAAAGGGAAAGGUCAGCAAUAGUCCGUCGUCGAGAUGGAUUGUAUUAGCUGUUUAUUAGCAGAGGAUAGAAAAGCAAAUUAGUUCAUUCUUACGUCAAUAUAUAUAUACAUCAUAGUGCUUCUGCACGAUUGUUAUUGGAUC
Molecule: messenger RNA, 2384 nt
Organism: Trichoderma atroviride IMI 206040
Lineage: Eukaryota; Fungi; Ascomycota; Sordariomycetes; Hypocreales; Hypocreaceae
Biological process (GO): trehalose biosynthetic process; cellular response to heat
Cellular component (GO): cytosol; alpha,alpha-trehalose-phosphate synthase complex (UDP-forming)
Molecular function (GO): alpha,alpha-trehalose-phosphate synthase (UDP-forming) activity; trehalose-phosphatase activity
Source: RefSeq, a predicted model, not a curated record